This is a messenger RNA of Bemisia tabaci, 3710 nucleotides long. RefSeq names its product Golgi reassembly-stacking protein 2 (gene Grasp65). Gene Ontology annotation, biological process: Golgi organization. Gene Ontology annotation, molecular function: protein binding. NCBI's taxonomy places the organism in Eukaryota, Metazoa, Arthropoda, Insecta, Hemiptera, Aleyrodidae. Gene Ontology annotation, cellular component: Golgi apparatus. The record is from RefSeq and is a predicted model, not a curated record.
AAUGAAAAGUUUUGACGUGUAUGAAUUUUGAUGCCAUUUGCCGUCUGCGGGUUUGUGAGCGGUUGAGCUUUGUACAUAGUAUUGGUAUUUCGGUAUUCUUUGCCAUCAAGUCACCUCUAAACUUAAUCGUAUUUUUGGCCUCUUACUCUCAAAAUGGGAGGCUCUCAAAGUGCGGAGAUUCCCGGAGGUGGAACUGAAGGCUAUCACGUACUGAAAGUUCAAGAUCGGUCUCCUGGAGAAGCUGCUGGCUUGGAGGCUUUCUUUGACUUCAUUGUUGCUGUUGGAACACAAAGACUGGAUCAAGACAAUGAUACAUUGAAGGAAAUUCUGAAAAGUAAUAUUGAUAAAGAAUUGAAGAUGGUAGUGUAUAGCAGCAAGACACAGUCUAUUCGGCAAGUGGACAUCACACCUAGUGCCUCAUGGGGCGGGCAAGGCCUUUUAGGUGUCAGCAUUCGGUUCUGCUCGUUUGAAGGAGCCAAUGAAAACGUUUGGCAUGUUCUCGAAGUGCAUCCACAGUCUCCGGCAGAACUAGCUGGUCUAAAAGCCUUUUCAGACUACAUAAUUGGAGCAGAUUCCAUCCUACAUGAAAGCGAAGAUUUAUUCACUUUAAUUGAAACUCAUGAAGGGAGGCCAUUGAAACUGUAUGUUUAUAACAUCGAUAGUGACAGCUGUCGAGAAGUGACAAUAACUCCCAAUUCACAGUGGCCUGGAUCUGGAAGUUUGGGUUGCGGAAUUGGAUACGGAUAUUUGCAUCGUAUCCCUGUAAGACAACACUCACCUGACAAGGCGGCUGUGCGCAAACUCUCCAAAGUUCCACAACCUCCUCUCUUGAAAUCAUCUCCUCCGGGAUCUAUGGUUGCAGUAGAUGCAUCCAAGCUCAAUUACGCUAUUGAUGCUAUCGGAUCAAUGAGGUUGAACAAUGGAAACCAGACAACAUUAUCUGGAGGGGUCCAGAGUUCUGUGUCUUCGGAAGGAUCAAAGUCUCUCAGUCAAUCUGCUUCUAUUGUUGGAACUGCUUGCUCCAUCCUGCAGGCUCCAACAUUUGCACAAAAUUUGCCGCCUUCAUCGCAACAUCCAACUGCAAUGGGUGCUUCAACGACUGUCGGAACUGGGCCCAGUAAUAGUGAUUGUACUUUUCAGUCAAAUCACUUUGCUCCGGUGAACUCGAACGAGACAAGCUCUUCAACAUUAAUGAGUCCCUCGUUUAAUCAAAAAUAUAACAACCAACUCAAUUGCUCUUCUAGUAGUGCUAAUAUUGCAAGUCACCCUAUGUCACAGAUGAAAGGAGAAAGUAAUCCCAAUUUAACAUUAAUUGAUUCUCCUGCUAUUUCUAGUUGUAACGUUGGAGCUUUUGAUUCAAAUAAGUCCAACGUGAUAAUGUCUGUAGAGCAGCCAGUUAGUCAUUAUAAUCCAAGUGCUAUGUAUCCUCCUCAACAAUAUCAUUACGUCGCGAACAACGGAGUUUCUGGAUUGAACGCACCCUCACAGUCUGCUGGAAACAGCAAUCAGUAUUUUCCAGACCCAGGAACAAGCCAUUUAUUCCCAUCACCUCCCCCCAAAAGCGGAGAUGAUGCAGUUGGAGUGAUUCCUUCUAUUCCCUCCUUGACUUCAACCUAUGCAACAACAAUUCACUCAGGCUGUCAACCAAGUGUUCCUGGAAUGCCAGUGACUACUCCUAUCAAUCUCCCAGGAAUGCCUCCCAUCACCGUUAGUGCAACUCUGCCGUUCACCACAAUUGAAUCAAUACAAUCAAUGGUGCCAACUUCUCAACUAUCCCAUUGAUGAAAAAAAGAAAAAACCUAAACUUUUAUUUAAAGAAACUUGCCCAAUUACUCAGUGAGGGUGUGGUCUCGAUGAAGUGGCAGUCAUAGAUCCCUAAUUAUCCUACAUAUUUAUUAUCAAUGUCAUUUUAUAACUUUUAAUAUUUUUUUUUUGUUAACUUCUUAAAAAAAGUUUUAAUUCUUGUUAAGUUAAUUGAUAUGUAUUAAAUUUUGUUAUGCAUAUUAUGGAAUGGAAGUUUACUUCUUGCACAUCAGAAGUAGGCCAUCAGGGCUCACCGAAAUCUAACCGCCGAGUGAUGAGAACGGACAUUUUUUGAAACCCUACGAUCACUAAAGUAACGCCCAAGGCUUACUUCUAUAGUUUGCCGUGUUUUUCGCAUUCAUUACCGUUGAUUAUUUAUCAUUACUAUCUGAGAAUUUGCCCGCCUUAAAUAAAUUGGAAAUUUAACAUUCAGUCAUAUAUUUUCGUUGAUGAUACUGACCUUGGCAAUAUAAUCAAUUUUUUCUGAAAUAUUACUUACCGUGAGCUUCAAUAGACAUGCCUAAUGUGUCCUUUAUUUUCAUGAAACUUGAGUCUUCGGAGUAUCCAAAUUAAAUAUUAUAGCAAAAUUAAGUUAAAAAAAUGUAAACAAAUGCAGACAGUGGGAAAUUUCUUUGUCUUCACUAGUGGGCCGAAUGUAACCAGUUUCCUUUGAGAUAUGUACGUGGUCUGUCCGGAAAGUAUCAGGACUUUUUGAUUAUCUCGGAAUGUAAUGCAGAUAUUGAGCUGAAACCUGGGGUGGGCUUUGCCCAUGUCCUCUCUAAUGCAGCCACACAAUUGGGCUUUCACACCUUUAAUCAGUCGAUUGCAAUCAACUGAUCAAAGUGUGUGUGUCAAGUGCUAUCGUCGCGUUUUUUUUUUUUUUUUUCGUGAAAUGACCGAGCGUAAAGAUCAUAGAAUUUGUAUUAAAUUUUGCUUUAAUCUGGAAAAUACUGCCAAGGAGACCAUGGAAAUGAUUCGGAAAGCUUUCGGCACUGAUUCUAUGAGCAAAAGCAAUAUUUAUGAGUGGUAUAAUCGUUUUAAAUCGGGUCGUGAAACAGUCGCUAGUGAUCCGCGGUCCGUGAGACCUUCGUCGACGAAUUCUCCCGAUAACGUGGAAAAAGUUCGGGAAGCUAUUGCCCAAGACAGUCGGUUAACCGUGCGGGAACUGGAAGAGCAGCUAUAUAUCCCAAAGACCAUUUUUACGGAAAUUUCAACUGAAAAACUCGGGCUCCGUAGAGUGGCAGCGAAAUUUGUGCCAACGCUCCGGCUCAUUUCUCCUGUCUUGUGCAACAGUUUCUGGCAAAGCACGGUAUUUCUCUGGUUCCACAUCCUCCAUACAGUCCAGACUCAGCUCUCUCUGGCUGUUCCCAAAGCUGAUAUCUCCAAUGAAAGGGACUCGAUUUGACUCCAUCAAUGACAUCAAAGAGAGUACGACGAGAGCGCUGAAGGAUAUCCCAAAGGAGAGCUUUUUGGACUGUUUUGAAAAGCUCAAAAAUCGCUGGAACAAGUGCAUUGUGUCUUACGGAGAGUACUUCGAAGGAGAUUAAAGCCACAAUGUCAUAGGGAAGCUCGAUUUCUCAAAAUGUAAAAAGUCCUGAUACUUUCCGGACAGACCACGUAUCUGAGGUUGCGAAAGCAAGUAAACUUAAAGCUCUGCACUCAUGUUGUUUUUUAUGGAUCAGAGGCCAAAAUUUACUCUUGAAUGCUGAGAGCUAAGCCCCAAGGGGCCAUCCUUCAAUGGAAAUAGUAUUUUGAUUUUUUGAUCCCUCAUGUUGGGCACCAUUAAUGUUACUUUUAGCACAUGUCAAUCACCUCCAAAAGCCCCUUCAAGACAAUAACUUCAUUGUUAGUGUGGAUAUUGAUGCGGGAGUGGACUGUUGACAAUAAUAAAAAUGAAUCAAAAUGUU